Molecule: messenger RNA, 2005 nt
Organism: Magnolia sinica
Lineage: Eukaryota; Viridiplantae; Streptophyta; Magnoliopsida; Magnoliales; Magnoliaceae
Exons: 5
Coding region: 109-1533 (474 amino acids)
Biological process (GO): base-excision repair; base-excision repair, AP site formation
Cellular component (GO): nucleus
Molecular function (GO): 8-oxo-7,8-dihydroguanine DNA N-glycosylase activity
Source: RefSeq, a predicted model, not a curated record
GUUAAUUUCAUAUUAAUUGGGUAGUUGUUUGUAAAUUUUUCUUUAAUUUGAAGUGUAUAUUCCACCUGAGCAUCAAGUAACUCCCUGUUGUCGUUUUCGUUUCCGGUCAUGGAAACGGCUCCGGAGAGUGUGAAGGUAUCAGAGGUUGAAGAGAACAGGUGUAUGAUUACACUGCCAAUUGGAUACUCAACACCGAUCUUUGAACUUGAGAAAACCGUUUGCAGCCAUGGUCUAUUCAUGAUGGCCCCCAACCUGUGGGUCUCAUCAUCAAAGACCCUUCAACGCCCAUUGCGACUGGCCGAUGCCACCACAACCGUCACCGUCCGCAUAUCCCAACACGCUCCCUCUUCAUCUCUCCAUAUCUGGGUUUUGGGCCUACGUUCCCUCUCUCUUGAAGACCAGGACACCAUCAAAGCUCAGGUUGCUCGAAUGCUGCGGAUAUCCAAAGAAGAAGAUAGGAAGAUCACUGAGUUUCAUAAGAUCCAUGAUGUGGCCAAAGAGAGAGGUUUUGGCCGAGUUUUCCGGUCCUUGACACUGUUUGAGGAUAUGGCCAAGUGCAUUCUUCUCUGCAACUGCCAGUGGUCAAGGACUUUGUCAAUGGCCAGAGCAUUGUGUGAACUACAAUUCGAACUGAAGGGUGCCCCUCUCGGAUGGUCAACUGCUGAAGCUGCCUAUCUAAACGAAACAUUUUUGAAAGCAGAUGCUCUCUCCCCAAAGACUCCUGCGCCAAGAGAGUCUAAGAGAAAGCGUGGAAAGCGGAGCAAGACUGUCACUAGUUUAAUAAAAAAGUUUGUGAAGAAUGACGGUAAUUUUGAGAUAGAAAUGAACUCCAGUAUCAACUGCUCCCACUCGUCCACAUCAACGAAUAAAGCAAGCCCAAGCAUUCACACCUCUGUAGAAGAAGAUUCAUAUAACAUGUGCAAUUCUUCGCAGCUCUCAAUUGAUAGUGCUACACAUGAUUGUUCAAUCUUGGAUCCUCAGUCUCAAGGAGGGAGGACAUCAAGCUUCACCUAUAGAAUUGGAGAUUUUCCUAGCCCCGAAGAACUAGCAAACAUCGAUGAAAAUUAUUUGGCAAAGCGUUGCAAACUUGGAUACAGAGCAAAACGAAUACUGGAACUCGCCAGAAGUAUUGUUGAACAUAGGCUUCAGAUACCACAACUUGAAGAUAGGGCAAAAAUCUCUGACUAUGAUGAAUUGGCCCAGCAAUUGCUGGGUAUACAGGGCUUUGGUCGUUUUACAUGUGCGAAUGUGCUGAUGUGCAUGGGAUUUUACCAGAGUAUUCCGGCCGAUGCUGAAACCAUUCGGCAUUUAAAACAAUUUCAUGCAAGAAGUGAAUGCACCAUCCAAAAUGUUCACCGAUACGUUGAAGAGAUCUAUGGGAAGUAUGCACCGUUUCAGUUCUUGGCAUAUUGGUUAGAGUUGUGGGACUUUUAUGAGAAAAGGUUUGGGAAGAUGAGCGAAAUGCAUCACUCCAACUAUCAACUAAUCACUGCAAGCAAUAUGAGGACAAAGACUCCUAAAAGAGUCUUGUGAAUGAAGAGUGCUACCUUGACCAUUCGGCAUCAUUUGUUUUGAUUGGAGGCAUCUCCAAGAGCUAACGCCUUGGAGCAUUUCGGAACACUAGGGGAAACUUUUUAAUUUAUAGGCUUGAAUGGUUUGUAAGAAGGGAUGUUCUAUUGUAGAUCUGCUAGUAUGUUUCAUAAGCUUCAUGGAUGUUCUGAUAUCAAUGGGAGAAAGGAUUGGGUCUUAUCACUAACUAGGUCAGUUAUCAAGAGCCCCAUCUCCUUGUUCAUGGCAAACAUGUAUGAGAUCUAGACCAUUCAUCUAUUGAGUCCCAUCUUUGAUGAGGUGCACCUCCAAACUCACACCAAACAGAUGUAAAAGUCUUGCAAUAGGGCUUGAGAGAAAUGGGGUGUAUCGCACACGUGUAUCACAACUACAGAAAUCGAGUGCUUGUCAUAUGCAAGAUUUUUGGGUGUUUGUUAAUCCUUUCGUGUUCUUUUUA